Messenger RNA from Syngnathus acus (greater pipefish), 1898 nucleotides. RefSeq names its product cytidine monophosphate (UMP-CMP) kinase 2, mitochondrial (gene cmpk2). Gene Ontology annotation, biological process: dUDP biosynthetic process; dTDP biosynthetic process; dTTP biosynthetic process. Gene Ontology annotation, cellular component: cytoplasm; mitochondrion. Lineage: Eukaryota; Metazoa; Chordata; Actinopteri; Syngnathiformes; Syngnathidae. Gene Ontology annotation, molecular function: dTMP kinase activity. The coding region runs from base 24 to 1361 and encodes 445 amino acids. The transcript is spliced from 5 exons. The record is from RefSeq and is a predicted model, not a curated record.
CGUAACCUCUUCUACGCGCAAACAUGUUUCGCUUCCAGAGCAUCGUUUACUUUCGUUUUCCCUUCCACAGCUUGAAAAUCGAAACACAAGCAAUGUCAAGGCGAACCAUGGCGCUUCUCUCUCAGUGGUCCUCCCGUGUUUUCUCCGUGGAUUUGGACGGGGAGACGGUUUACUUUAAAUUCCACGACAACCAACCCGGAAAAGGAAGAAAAGAAGUGCAGCAGUGCAUGUUUGGUAACGUUCAAAAGGAUGCCAGAUAUUAUUCUUUGCUCGUUUCCAGCGGAGACAAAAUCAACACCGCAAGGUUUCACUGGAAACUCAAGGAUAAACUGUUAACAGAUCUUCCUGCAGAAUGUCGUUUUUCUCCGAUGUAUUCGUUUCUGCCUAGCGUCAGGGACUCCCUCGUCCGCGGCUAUUUCUUACAAGCGGCUUCUCCUGAGAGCUCCGCCACUACGGAGCGACUUUUACGUCAGUGGCUGCAGCUUGACCACCCCUUACUGGUGUGCUCAUAUGUGCAUGAGGAUGACAAGAACGCUCCACGAUGGAUUCAGUCCUUAUGGAAUCACGAUCAGAAUCACGAGAUAGUUCCAUCCGAACCACCGCAGUACCACCCAGCAACACUCAACUUGAUCAACUCGGAUGUCUUCUACAGUGUCCAAGCGGCUCGUGAAGUUUUUGAAAAGUGUGCUGACAUCAUUCCAGAGGCUGCAUCUGUACUUGAGCUGCUGCCGUGUGCCAGUGACGUGGAGGCCAGAAGCAAACCAGACUUCCCUGUUAUUGUCUUGGAAGGCCUGGAUGCCACAGGUAAAACCACAUUGAGCGAGUCUCUCAGGGAUGUGCUGAAGGCCACUCUUUUGCGUUCCCCUCCGCCGUGUCUCACCCCCUGGAGGGCCCGCUUUGAUCAGGAGCCCCCGAUCCUCCGAAGGGCCUUUUAUGCAUUGGGCAACUACAUCACAGCACAAGAAAUUUACCGGGAAGCCUCCAAGACACCCGUCAUCCUUGACAGGUUCUGGCACAGCACAGCCGCUUAUGCCAUUGCCACAGCCGUAAGCGGACCAGUGUCUGACCUCCCAGCAGAGGACUCCGAGCUGUACCGCUGGCCCGAUGACCUUCCCCAACCAAAUCUGGUUGUCCUCCUUACGUUGGACCCUGAAGAAAGGAAGAGGAGGCUGAAGGGCAGAGGUCAAGGGGAGACCGAAGAGGAGCAUGAGCUGGAUCUCAACCAGCUCUUUCGACUCAGAGUGGAUGAGGCUUACAAGAGGAUCAGUGGUCCAACGUGUAUCAGCGUGGACGCCAGCUCCUCUGCAGAGCAAGUGCUCCAACAAGUGCUGCUUUUAAUUAAGGCCAAAUGCCACUUGUAAACAGCUCUCUUGUCUUUGCUGAGCAUCAAGUGGAUGCACUACCUUGUGUCACCACUAGGUGCCAGAAAAGGGAUGCGGAUGGCAGAGUGGUCUAGAUUAGAAUGAGUGUCGAUGCUACAGAUAAGGGAAUGGGCCAGAGGAGUCACAGUCAACCAAUCAGAGAUACAUAUUCAUCCGAAGACACACACACACACACACUCCCUAAGCCAAAGAGUGCAUUUAACUGCUGUUGUGAGCUCGCAGAAAUCACACCAAGUAUCCUUCAGGCCCUGUGGAGCGCCAUUUACUCAGAGCCUCUUCUACUCAAGGGUGUUUUAUUUUUCACGCCGCUAGCACACCUGAUAAUUUUGGUGACUCAAAGUAAACUAAUCAUUAGACCAGCUAAUAGCAGGUCAAAAUUGUGGCGCAGGUGGGGGGGUAACGCAAAUUUUUCAUCGUAUUUCAUUCAUAAAUAUGACAACAAUGUAUAAUGAUGUAUAAUGAAAUGUAUAUGAGUCAUUGUAGAAACCAGUUAUUAAAGGCCCUAUCCCUGGUAAA